AAUGUUUCCCGAAAAUUCGCUCGAUCGUCAGUCUCAUUGUUCGCAUCUUCUAGUAAAGUUCAAUUUCAAAUUCAUUAGCAUGGCUCGUGUGGUGCUCUUUCUGCUGGUCGUUGCACUCGUCGCUAUGUACUCUCUCGAAGUGGACGCACGAAAAGGAAAACAGAAAUCGAGAUGCGGUCGUAACGAGGUGUACAACAACUGUGGCAACCCUUGCGCACCAGGGUGCAGUGGUCCAGUAAAAGAUCGAAGUUGCGCUACGGUCUGCAAACCCGGGUGUUACUGUCGAGAAGGCUACCUCAGACACGACAAUGGAAGAUGUGUCCCCAGCUCGCAAUGUCGUCGUCAAGACGAAGUGAAUGCACAAAGUGACGAGAGACCCGAACCAGGAUGCGGUCCUAACGAAGUUUACGACACCUGUGGCAACCCUUGUCCACAAAGUUGCAACGCACCGAAGAUUCAGGCCUGCGCAACGGUUUGUGUCGCCGGAUGUUUCUGCGAAGAAGGAUUUCUCAGGGAUGAACUUGGACGAUUCGUUGCCAUGUACUCUCACGAAGUGAAUGCACAAAGUUACGGGAGACCCAGACCAAGAUGCGGUCCUAACGAAGUUUACGACAAAUGUGGCAGCCCUUGUUCACAAAGUUGCAACCCACCGAAGAAUCAGGCCUGCGCAACGGUUUGUGUCGCCGGAUGUUUCUGCAGGAGUGGAUACCUCAGAGACCAAAACAAAAGAUGUAUCCCCCGUUCGCAAUGUCCCCGUCGACCCCAUUACGGUUGAAAAUCGACUGGCAUCAAAAACGUACGUCCCUUCCAUCUUUGUGUUUUACAAAAGGUUAAAAAAAAAGCUUAAAAAGCAAAUUACUGUUGAAAAACAGUGGUGAAGCUGAAAAUAUUUGUGUUCGAUAAAUCAUCAAAAAA
Venturia canescens is the source of this 915-nucleotide messenger RNA. RefSeq names its product zonadhesin-like. The transcript has 8 exons. The record is from RefSeq and is a predicted model, not a curated record. The coding region runs from base 2 to 775 and encodes 257 amino acids. NCBI's taxonomy places the organism in Eukaryota, Metazoa, Arthropoda, Insecta, Hymenoptera, Ichneumonidae.